Messenger RNA from Raphanus sativus (radish), 1588 nucleotides. RefSeq lists its product as uncharacterized. NCBI's taxonomy places the organism in Eukaryota, Viridiplantae, Streptophyta, Magnoliopsida, Brassicales, Brassicaceae. The record is from RefSeq and is a predicted model, not a curated record.
AUGACUUAUGAGAAUGAAAGAGCUGGAAACAGAGACACUAGUGAUUAUAAGGUGUUGGGAAGGCGUGACUUGUUUCUCGACCCCAGCGUGAGACUGAAGGCAACACACGGGUUACUCUUAAAAGAGCUUAAAAAAGGGGAGAGAUACUCUUUAAGUAGUUUAUUCUCUUUGGUUUUGGAUCAGUAAAUGCUUUAUUCAUUACCAUGCAGGAUUCUCCAACAUGCUGUGACAUGUGAGGGAUAUGGAACUACAGAGCUCCUUCUUCAUCUUCAAGCUACUUUCUUUCGGUUUAAACUGAGUUAUGGUGUGAAAUGAUGGCAGCAGGAGAAGCAAGAGCAGUGUGGCAAAGAACAGCUAACCGUUACUUUGUCCAAGAAGACGCUAAAAGAGCUCCCAAGCUAACAACCUCUUCCCACUCUUCUUCAUCAUCAACGAAACAGGUUCAAGAAGAUACUGUCUCUUCUCCUCCUCCUGUUGUUCGUCCACAGAACCAACCAUCUUCUCCAGGUUUCAUGCCUCUGAAUAUUCCUCUUCUGUUGGGUCAUCACAUUCAAGAAGAUUUGCUCCUGGGAUGGACUGUUGGAUGGAUGUAGUUGCUAUCUUUGUAGUUCAAAGCGAAGAGGAGAAUAGAGAGAGACCUGGAAAGUUUUGUUUUUUUUUCUUUGAAAAAUGUAACUCUUCUUGAAAUGAGUUUUUUAAGAUUUACUUGUAUUGUAAUGCUGCAGCUUAUGGAUUUGGUUAAAUGAGAGAAUGUAAUUUGUUGUAAGAAUUUUGUUAAAUAUUGUGUGUUUAUAAUAUCUCAAAGACAUCAUCAUAUGAAAAGAUCUUUCAUGCAUGCAUGUAAGUGCAUCUCCUAACUGAACCCAAAAAGAAGGUGCAUCUCCAUAUUGAUCAUUUUUUACCGCUCGGUAAAAGGAAAGGUAGAAGUAAAUUUUCAUUUUCAUGUUCACUUAAUACUACGUGGAUCGUCCGGGCCCGAUUGGAGAGGAUGCUUUUAAAAUCCAACACAGUGAGAAAAUGGAUAGUCCGGAAUCAAAUCAAAAGACUUGCAAUGCAGAGAGACAAAUCGACGACGACGAGCUAAUCGGAAGAGAUGGCGGUGAUGGGGAAGCUGAGGAUGUUCGUGGCGCAGGAGCCUGUUUGUCGCCGCCUCUUGCUUGAUCGGUGGUGCUGGUUGGUUUUUAGAGGAUCAGAAGGCAAAUGUCUUUACUUUGAAUACUGACUGUCAUGUUCUUUUAGCCAAAAGUGUCAUUUACAUCUUCUCACGUUUCUCUUCUCAUCUUCGUUUGUUUGUUUGUUUUGUAAGGACUCUUUCUGCCUGCCAGCUGUUGUGAGGCCUAUUCUCGAUUCUCUUGAGGCUUCCAAACAAGUUAAAGUGCCUCCUCUUACCCAUGUUAUUGCUGGUGUCACUGGAAAGAAACAGAGCUAAUCCAAACCAAUGAUUUUUCCCAUGCUUUCUUACAUUCAGAUUCCUUUUCUUGUCUUUUUUGUCUUUUAACUCUUUCUAGUCACUGAUGAAAUAAACUAGACUCAGUGUUUUUUUUUGUUCUGAAACUUAUAUAAAGGCAUAUGUCAGUAAGUACAUACU